CUUCGCGCUGGGGCUGCCGCCUCCCGCGCUCCGUAGUUCUUCCGUCUGGCGCUGGCGACUUCUCUCUACUUCGGAGCGGAAUCCUCUGGCUAGUAAACAAGCAUAGGAGGGUAGAAGAAAAUACUGAUUGAUUCUGAGUAGCUGGAUAUUUGUCACUUCGGAUUCUAAAAUAAUGUCAUCAUGGCAAGAUUUCGAAGAAGAACAUGCAUCAUUUUGUCACUUUUUAUUUUAUUUAUUUGCUCCCUGAUGAUGGCUUUGAAAACUCUGAGACCUGAUAGAGCUGUUUUUGGGGAUCCAUUUGGACUUGAUCUUCUACCAGAACUUCGCCAACACAAAGUACACUUGGAAACUAAGCCUGACAUGCCAAACAGUGUCAGGGAUGAUAGUAUAACAAACAGCAAGAAUAUAAAGAGUGUUGCUGCCAGUAGCCUAAAAAUUCCUGUGGUGCCUGAGAUAAACAUGGAAGAGCUUCCAUCCCCUAAUUAUAAUUUUCAUGUAUUUUACUAUAGUUGGUAUGGAAAUCCACAAUUUGAUGGUAAAUAUUUACAUUGGAACCACCCCAUCUUACCACACUGGGAUCCCAAAAUUGCUAAAAAUUAUCCAGAGGGCGACCACAUUCCUCCAGAUGACAUUGGGUCCAACUUUUACCCUGAGUUGGGAACUUACAGCUCCAGAGACCCUUACAUCAUAGAAACUCACAUGAAGCAAAUGCGCUCAGCUUCAAUUGGUGUGGUAGCCCUGUCAUGGUACCCACUUGGUUCAGCUGAUGAUAAUGGGAAAUCUACAGAUGAGUUGGUACCUGCUAUUUUGGAUAAUGCUCAUAAAUAUAAUCUAAAGGUCACUUUCCACAUCGAACCAUAUAAAAAUCGAGAUGAUCACAGUAUGCACAAAAGUAUCAAGUACAUUAUAGACAAAUAUGGAAGCCAUCCAGCUUUUUACAGAUAUAAGACCAACACUGGCAGAGUCUUGCCCAUGUUUUAUGUGUAUGAUUCUUACCUCACAAAGCCAGAAACCUGGGCCAAUCUUCUAACUGCCUCAGGGCCCCUGAGUAUUCGUAACACUCCCUAUGAUGGAUUGUUUAUUGCUCUUCUUGUAGAAGAAAAACACAAACAGGAAAUCCAGAGAAGUGGUUUUGAUGGAAUUUACACAUACUUUGCCACAAAUGGCUUCUCUUAUGGCUCAUCACAUCACAACUGGGCAGGCCUAAAAGCCUUUUGUGACAGCAACAGCUUACUGUUUAUCCCAAGUGUGGGGCCAGGAUACAUAGACACCAAUGUCCGACCCUGGAACAACCACAACACUCGGAACCGAGUCAAUGGAAAGUACUUUGAAACUGCUUUCAAUGCUGCUCUUCAGGUGCGUCCUGAUGUUAUUUCUAUCACCUCCUUUAAUGAGUGGCACGAAGGGACUCAGAUUGAAAAAGCAGUUCCCAAGAGAACUGAACGCAUAGUAUACCUUGAUUACCAGCCUCACAAACCAGGUGUUUAUCUGGAACUCACUCGUAAAUGGUCUGAAAAAUAUAGUAAGGAAAAGGAACAGUGGCUUGCGUGAAACGAAUCCAAUAGCCAUUUUAAUAUACUUAGUCCAAAGUGUACUAAUAAUUAAAACAGUCCAAUGUAUCAGAUUAUGCGUAAUAUUUUGUCAGAAGAAAUCUUUAAGUCAACAUGCAUUAUUCUUGUAUCUUUAUUAGAAUGAAUAUAGACUUUUGUAAAAGGUUGAAAUAGCAAUAUUGUUAUUGUCACCCUCUUGCAGGUUGUAUUUUGAAAGUAUUUGAAAAGGAUGCUGUGUAACUUUUUAUAUUCUGUAAAUUAGAUUUAACUAACCUCUGUAAGAUAAUUUAUGAAACACUUAUGUACAGUAUUAGCAUAGUUUAUGUCAUUUAAGGCUGAAAAUGAAAUUCAGCUUUUAUGACAGUUUAAUUUUCUAUUUUGUAGCCCAUUGUGCAGAAAGUAAUUAGCAUCUAAUUAGAGGCUGCUUGCUUUCUUGACACACAAACCAGUUUUGGUUUAUGUGGUAGAAAAAAGCAAGGUACUAUAAAAGAAUUGUUAAUAUAUAUGUGUUUCCUUCUUCAGUUUUGGAAGCCAUUUCCCUCCAGUCACUCAGCUAGCUAACUUCAUACCUUCUUAAGAAUUGAGGCUAUUGGUUACUGGAACCAAAAAUAGCAAAAAAAUUUCUAUAAGAUACAACACACACAUAAUCUAUGCCUUAAGUUAGCAUUACUAAAUCAUUGUUAAAGAUAAAGGGCCGUUUCUGCAUAGUUCUAUGUAUAUUGUCAUCUUGCUAUUUUCUAAGUACCUAUACUAUGCUGUAUGCUAUGCAAGUCACAAAUUCCUUCUCUGUGUCAGAAGAGGUUUUUUUGGGGGUCUUUAAUAUCCUGAAUUUUAGGUAUAAAAUGAUUUGUAAAAUACCAUAUACAAGUUCAUCUCUGUCAUAUAUACAUAUAUGUGUAUAUAUGCAUGUAGAUCUAUUUUUGAAGCUGUUUAAAUAGUACGAAAUCAUUUUUUUCCUAGACUGUGGUAUCUAUCAUGUUUUAUUAUUCUUGUUCCUUAGGAUUGUUAAAGUGAUUAUUGUUGGAUUGAAUUCAGCAAUGAGAUUUUAAAUUAGUGUGAAUGUAAGACAUCUUUUUUCCCACAUAUCUAGUUCAUGUAAAACUUGAGUAUAGGCUGUAGUCAGUAUUUAUGUAUGUAUUAUUUUAUUUUCAAUUCUAAUUUUAAAGGAACGGUCCAUUUUAGGAAAUGGUCUAUAUACAGAUUGAUAUGAUACUGUAUAAAAUUAUUUAAAUGUACAUAGGGAAAACUGAGUAAAGAAUUUGGGUUAAUUUUAUUUUGACAAUUUAACUUUUACUCAAAUUUAGUUUUAUUGUGGUAAGAACAAGAAUAGUGUUAAUUCUUUUAAUAUAUAGAAAUAUAUCUGUAAUUUAGUACUUGGCACUUUCAUAGCACCUUUAUUCUGAGAAUUAAAACACUUCAGUAUGGAGAUCUAUGGUUAUUAACAGUAGAUGUUUGCUAUUUAAGAAUAACCUCUUGUCAGAUAUUCAUCACUCAUAAUAUUGAAAUCCAUCUAUUAACUUAACCACCAAAAAACCAGGAUGUCAAAAUGCAACCUUAACUAGUACUGUAAAUUAUGUACUUGUAACCACAGUCAGCAAAAUAUACUGAAUCCGCUGUUAGAACAAUACAGUUAAAGUUAAAUAGAGAAUCUCACAUAGGGGAUAAGAGAUGAGAAUCAAAUAUAAUAGAUCAUAGAGAGUAUCAAUAACAAUAAACAAUAGAUCAUAGAGAGUAUCAGUAUUUGUCUUUGAAAAGAAGUCAGAAAUACACUUUCAGAUACAGAGGCAAACACAUCAUGAGCCUCAAGGUAACUUGUCCUUGAUUUAUCUGGGCAUGUAGAGCAGGCGGUAAUGAAACAGAGGUUAUCACAGAUAAUUGAAAAAUCAACAACAGUAUAAUCUAGUCUAAUCACUUUAACAUGUUUCGUCAAUAUAUAGGGAUAUAUCCAGCGCCUUCAUCACACCAGAAAGAAAUAAUAGAUUGUUAUAUAAAUUAGAACAACAUAGUAAUUGUAGCAAUAAUAAAGAUGAUAGCUGAUAUUAUUCUAAUGCUUUACAGUUUGCAGAGCACUUUACAUACUUUAUUCAUUUUAUCCUCACAAAGGUCUGUGAAGUAGGGAGUACAAGUGUUAUUAUCCCCAUCUUAUAGCUCAGAAACAGAGAUUCAGAGAAAUUAAUUGGCUUGAUCUUACAUUUUAUCACUCCAAAUCUAACAAUCCUGUCACUGUACCACUGUGCCUCCAAAUAAAGCAAAACUUUCAAUUAAAUGAAA
Messenger RNA from Vombatus ursinus (common wombat), 3821 nucleotides. It is a transcript of the gene MANEA, whose product is annotated as mannosidase endo-alpha. Gene Ontology annotation, molecular function: alpha-mannosidase activity. Lineage: Eukaryota; Metazoa; Chordata; Mammalia; Diprotodontia; Vombatidae. Gene Ontology annotation, cellular component: Golgi apparatus. The record is from RefSeq and is a predicted model, not a curated record. Bases 181 to 1551 code for a protein of 456 amino acids. The transcript has 6 exons.